UCUCCGCUGCCGUCACCGAGAGCUACCUCACAGGAGGCCAAGUCAUAUAGUCGACCGGGAAAGUAAAAGCAGGUCCUGCCACUCUCGGAACUACACGGCGCCUCACUGGGCUGGAGUUAGAGAACGCAUCCUGUCGUGGCCGCCGGCGUGGGGCGAGACUGGAGCCCCCUUGGAGGGGGCAGCCCUCAGAGGACCUGCUGCAGCCGGAGCGGUGAAAAUAAGUGAAUAAAGAAAGAUACCUAGGAGUCAUCUAACAUGUCGAGGAGAAGGUUUGAUUGCCGAAGUAUCUCAGGCUUGCUAACUACGACUCCUCAAACACCAAUGAAAUCGGAAAACUUUAAUAACUUCUAUACACUUACAUCUAAAGAGCUAGGAAGAGGAAAAUUUGCUGUGGUUAGACAAUGUAUAUCAAAAUCUACUGGCCAAGAAUAUGCUGCAAAAUUUCUAAAAAAGAGAAGAAGAGGACAAGAUUGCCGAGCAGAGAUUCUGCAUGAGAUCGCUGUCCUUGAAUUGGCGAAGUCCUGUCCCCGUGUGAUAACUCUUCAUGAAGUCUAUGAAACUGCAAGUGAGAUCAUUUUGAUAUUGGAAUAUGCUGCAGGUGGAGAAAUUUUCAACCUCUGUUUACCUGAACUGGCUGAAAUGGUCUCUGAAAAUGAUGUUAUCAGACUCAUUAAACAAAUACUUGAAGGAGUUUAUUAUCUACAUCAAAAUAAUAUUGUCCACCUUGACUUAAAGCCACAAAAUAUAUUAUUAAGCAGUAUAUACCCCCUUGGAGACAUAAAAAUUGUGGAUUUUGGAAUGUCUCGAAAAAUAGGAAAUGCAUGUGAACUUCGGGAAAUCAUGGGUACUCCAGAAUACUUAGCUCCAGAAAUCCUGAACUAUGAUCCCAUUACCACAGCAACAGAUAUGUGGAAUAUUGGUAUAAUAGCAUAUAUGUUGUUAACUCAUACGUCCCCAUUUGUGGGAGAAGAUAAUCAGGAAACAUACCUCAAUAUUUCUCAAGUUAAUGUAGAUUAUUCAGAAGAAACUUUUUCAUCAGUUUCACAGCUGGCCACAGACUUUAUCCAGAGCCUUUUAGUCAAAAAUCCAGAGAAAAGAGCGACAGCAGAAAUCUGUCUUUCUCAUUCUUGGCUACAGCAAUGGGACUUUGGAAACCUGUUUCAUCCUGAAGAAACUUCCAGUUCCUCUCAAAUUCAGGAUCAUACAUUAAGGUCCUCUGAAGACAAGACUUCUAAACCCAUUUGUAAUGGAACCUGUGGUGAUCGAGAGGACAAAGAGAAUAUCCCAGAGGACAGCAGCAUGGUUUCCAAAAGAUUUCGAUUUGAUGACUCACUGCCCAAUCCCCAUGAACUUGUUUCAGAUUUGCUCUGUUAGCACUUUUCUCUUUGACUCAUUUAGACUGAAUUUGGGAUUUUAAAUCCACUCCAGUGUGUGAUUAUGGUGGCAUGUUUGUAUUGUAAAUGCAUUUUUGCAUAGAAGAAUUUAGGGAAGUGCUUUUAUGCUAGAUUAUUAGUUUCAAGCAUAAUUUCAUUUCCUAUCCUGAAAUAUCAACUCUGCAGAGAAGAAAAUAUUUAAUUAAAUGUAUAAAAAAUAAAAGUGUACACGUGAGUUUACAUAUUAAUGAUAGAAUUUAAGUUCAAAUGAAUUUAUCAAAAUGGUUUACAUAUCA
This is a messenger RNA of Orycteropus afer afer, 1669 nucleotides long. Lineage: Eukaryota; Metazoa; Chordata; Mammalia; Tubulidentata; Orycteropodidae. The record is from RefSeq and is a predicted model, not a curated record.